This is a messenger RNA of Naegleria lovaniensis, 1500 nucleotides long. RefSeq lists its product as uncharacterized. Gene Ontology annotation, cellular component: membrane. Gene Ontology annotation, molecular function: oxidoreductase activity, acting on paired donors, with oxidation of a pair of donors resulting in the reduction of molecular oxygen to two molecules of water; heme binding. Lineage: Eukaryota; Heterolobosea; Eutetramitea; Acrasida; Naegleriidae. The coding region runs from base 1 to 1500 and encodes 499 amino acids. The record is from RefSeq and is a predicted model, not a curated record. The transcript is spliced from 3 exons. Gene Ontology annotation, biological process: lipid metabolic process.
AUGCAUCAUUUGGUACAAGUGAAAAAUAUUCGUUGCCCUCGUCUUCAUCAUAAUUUCGAACCCAAAAAACAGCACCAACUCUUUCUCCUUAUGAGUUCAUCCGACAUUGCAACCAAGAAGGGCAAGACCUUCACCUGGGACGAGAUUGAAAAACACAAUCACGAAGGUAGUGCUUGGUUAGUCAUUCACGGAAAGGUCUAUGACGUUACCAAGUUCGUUCCAUAUCAUCCAGGAGGUGAUAUGAUCUUGUUGGCAGCAGGAAGACAAUCCACUGAACUCUUCCUCAGCCAUCACCCAACCAAGACUAUUACCAAUCAAGCCUUGCUUGAUAAGUAUUACAUUGGUGAGGUUGAACAAGAAAAAGUAGUAACGGAGGAAAUGAUUAAAAAGCAACAAACCAAACAUAUAUAUGCUCCAGAGAAGCAAACCAAGUUUUAUGAAGAAGUCCGAAGUGAAGUUGAGAAAUACUUUAAAGAUAAUAAUUUAACACCACGUGAUGUACCAGAAAUGUACGUCAAGACAAUCCUUUCACUCUCCAUUUGGUUUGUCUUGUACUUGGCAACCUUCUAUUAUUUUGACUCGAUUAUUGUUUCAUUCUUUGUUGCUAUUGUUUGGGGUUGGGCUAACGCCAAUAUUGGUAUGGGUAUGAUGCAUGAUGCCAACCACGGAGGUUACAGCGAUAAUCCAACAAUUAACAGAAUAGUCGGAUUAUGUUUUGAUGUUUUAGGAGGAUCUUCCUACACUUGGAAGAUGAUUCACUCUGUUGGUCACCAUGUUCAUACCAAUGUUGAGGAACGUGAUCCAGAUAUUCAUACCAAUGAGCCACACUUUAGAAAGAUUAAGGCUGGUCAAAAGCAACACUGGUGGUACAAGUAUCAACACAUUUACUUACCAUUCCUCUAUUGUACCUUGCUUUUUGAGUUGGCAUUCCGUGACUUUUUCGCCAUGGUUUUGGGUGCUUGGGGAGGUGUAAAAUUCCAACCAGCUCCAAAGAACGAAUAUCUUUUAUUUGUUAGCUCUAAGAUGUGUUGGAUUACUUACUCAUUGAUCAUUCCUGUUUUCUUCUCUGGUCAUACUUUCCAACGUGUCCUUCUUUUGUGGACCAUUGCUUACAUGGUUGCUUCAUUCAUUUUGGUUUUGAAUUUCCAAGUUAAUCACGUUACUCCUAUUGCUGAUACUUACCAUGUUGAAAAGGAUGGUAUGGUUCAUGCUGAUUGGGCUGAAACCCAAGUCACUGGCUCAAGCAACUUUGCUCCUAGAUCCUGGUUGUGGAAUCACAUUAGUGGUGGUUUGUGCCAUCAAACUGAACAUCACUUGUUCCCAACUAUUUGCCAUGUUCAUUAUCCAAAGAUUCAACCAAUUGUUGAAAGAGUUGCAAAGAAGUAUGGUAUUAGAUACAAUGCUUACCCAUCAUUCUGGGAUGCAGUUGUUGGCCACUUUACAUUGCUGAAGGAAAUGGGUCAACAAGGAAAGAAGGUGACUGGAUGGAAACAGUUGUAA